CGAAGCCUAAAAGAAAAAAAAAUAUUGGUUGCUAAAUUUUAAAUAUAAGCACUUUUUAACUUUUUGUUAUGGGUAUGUAGUACAUGGCUAAAUUUUUGGAUUAAAACAUACUACAUUUUAGGAUUAAAUGCAACUUGAUAAAGGUCGAUGGAACUGUAGAUGCAAGUGAUUCUAAAAAAGUGCAUUGAUAGAUAAUUUUAAUUUUACUCCCCGACAAACAGUAGAGGUUCCUUUGGCUUUUCCUCUUACCCUUUUUGCAGGUUUAAAAGCAGGAAAGAAGAAUACCAGUACCACCUCUAAUUUGCGUUCUCUUUUUUCAGUUUCUUCUAUUAUCUAUUAAACUUCCAACUCCAACUGCAAGUAUGGCCGGGGUUCUAGUUUCUGCUCUCUUGGAUCAGUUGACUUCAAUCUUUGCUGAGAAGGCAAAACAAGAGAUAGAGUUGGUCGUGGGUGUUGACGAAGAAGUCCGGAAGCUCGAAGACAAUCUCCGAAUGAUCCAGGCGGUGCUCGAAGAUGCUGAGAAAAGACAAAUGACCGAAGCAGCUGUGAAGCUUUGGUUAGGAAAGCUCAAAGACACAUCCUACCUGAUGGACGACGUGUUGGAUGAGUGGAACACUGAAUUGAUCAAAGCAAGGAUCCAGGAAGAGGAGAAAGAAGAAGAGAAUGCUGAAAGCUCUCAUGCUCGGAAGAAGACGAAGGUAAGCUUCUCUAUGAUCCCUUCCCCUUCAUCAUGGCUCCGUCCAGUUCAUAAACUUAGAAUGCGUGACGGCUUUGCUCACGAAAUAAAAGACCUGAGUGGAAAGUUAGAUGAGCUUUUUAAAGAGAGAGUCGGUUUCGGGUUUCGAUUGUAUGGGGGCACUACAGUAGUUGAGCGACCAACAACUACCUCCCUUGUUGAUGUGUCUAAAAUUUGCGGUCGUGGUAAGGAAAGGGAGGAGCUAGUGAGCAACCUCUUGGGCAAGGAUAGCCAAGAAGAAAAGAGCCCCCAUGUCAUCUCCUUAAUAGGCAUGGGAGGUAUGGGAAAAACGACUCUUGCCCAACUAGCUUACAAUAGAGAUGAUGUGCGGGCCCAUUUUGAAAUGCCAAUAUGGGUAUGUGUUUCUGAUCCUUUUGAUCAGAUUAGGGUUGCCAAAGCAAUCAUUGAAUCUAUCGAACGUAAAUCCCCCAACAUUUCUGAAUUGCAAAAUCUAUUAGGUAGAAUUUGUGAUUUGAUUAGGGGAAAGAAGUUUUUUCUUGUCUUAGAUGACGUGUGGUCUGAAAAACCCAAUGAUUGGGAGCCAUUCGAACUUGCACUCAAAUUUGGUGCUCAAGGUAGUAGAAUUUUGAUCACCACACGUAAGGAGGGAGUUGCAAAGAUGGUAAAUAGUGCUUAUACCAUGAAUUUGGAGGUACUGUCUAAUGAAGACAGCUGGUUGAUAUGCAGUCAAAUGGCAUCUGUUGACAGAGAUGAUGAGCAACUAGGAAAACUUGGUCGAGAACUAGCAAAUAAGUGUAAAGGCUUGCCACUUGCUGCAAAGAUUUUAGGGAUUGUCAUGGGCGGCCAAAGAAGUAGGCAAAAAUGGAAGAACAUUUUGGACAGUAAUUUAUGGGAAUUAGAAGAUGUUCGAAUUGGUGUUUUAGGACCAUUCUUAUUUAGUUAUAAUGAGUUGCCAUCAGCAAUAAAACAAUGCUUCUUGUAUUGUGCUAGCUUUCCAAAGGAUUAUCGCUUUUCUAGAAAUGAGUUGGUCCACGAAUGGAUGGCACAUGGAUAUUUGGGCUCGGAAUCUAAUAUGGAGGAUACGGGAGAAAGGUAUUUUGAAAAAUUAGUUAUGCACUCCUUCUUCCAAGAUUUUAAGCAAGAUGACAAUGAUGAUGAUAAGAUAAUAAGAUGCCACAUGCAUGAUAUGAUUCAUGACUUCGCCCAAUUUAUGUCAACAAAUGAAUGCAUCACAAUUGAUGGUGACAAAGAGUUGGGGACAGAUUGUAAAAGUGCUCGUCAUUUGACAUUAGAAUUAAAGGAGGAAACACAAUUUCCUGAAUCUAUCUAUAGUGCAAAAAAUCUACGGACUCUUUUUCUACGAACUCCUUAUUUUGGAAGAAUGGUCUUCUCAUCUGCUUUAUUCCAGCAUUUGACAUGCCUCCGGUCAUUGAAUUUGAAAGAUAGUUCCUUUGAGAAACUUCCAAAUGAAGUGGAAAAAUUAAAACAUUUAAGAUUGCUCAAUUUAUCAUGUUCUAACAUUACAGAAUUACCUGAAAUGAUGUGUAAUUUAUGUAAUUUACAAACAUUGGAUAUUAGCGGUUGUGGUGAGAUUAGGAAAUUACCCCAAGGAAUGGGUAAACUAAUUAAAUUGAGACAUCUUCUUAUUGAUGAGUGUGAAGAAUUGACCGAACCCUUUCCAAAAGGGAUUGGGAGAUUGAGUUCUCUUAGAACAUUAGAGAGAUUCGUAAUAGGUGGUAUAAACAAUACUGGGGAAUGUAAACUUGGAGAGUUGAAGAAUCUAGUCCACCUUAAAGGGUAUCUUGGGAUAGAAGGCCUGCAAAACGUAACAGAUGUACAAGAGGCUGAGAAUGCACAACUAAAAAAUAAGAUACACCUCCGUAACUUAAGAUUAGAGUUUGGUGGGCAAGCUGAGGAGGAUGAUGAGGAGGAUGAGGAGGAUAGAAGAGGGGAGAAUGAUGAAUUAGUUCUUAAUGCGUUGGAGCCACAUCCAGAGUUGGAGAGUUUAUGGAUUUAUGAAAUUAGUUCUCAGUGAAUGUUGCAAAGCAGAGAUAGGAGAUCAAUGGCCCAAGAUUUCUCACAUACCCAACAUCGGCAUUUAUGGAGGAACUGUGUGAAGAGAUGGUCGUCCAAUGCAAACUUGAAUCUCAGUUCGAUUAGGGCUCUGCAAGUCGCAUCCAUUCAGAUAAGGCCUUAUUAAACCAGAAAUCAAAUGAGAAGCAUAUUUUGUGCUGGAGAAAAUUUGCAUGUAUGGAUGCAUGUUUGUAAAACACCCACAAAAGAAAGGCUUGCAUUUUGUAUUGCAUACUGACAAAUGAAAGGUCAUUAAGUUUAAAGAGUUUGAAUCCAGAGGAGUGCAUGUGGUUUUCUUGUCCUUUCGAUUGAAGUGUUUCGUGCAAAUAAAGAGGGAGAGAGUUGGAUGUUAGCACUGGGAUAAGAGGGAAUAACUAGAUAGAAGUCUGUUGUUUGUUUGUCUGUUUAUGCCAUCCAUGGUUGAAUAAUUUUGGAAUGACAAUGUAGAAGGUGAAGAGUAGUAGACUGGACCAGUUCAAAAAUUCCCCAAAUUCUGGAAUCAAGGCCAUUCAACUUUUUGUUUAAUAUGGGCACUUUGAUUAUAGUUCUCCUACAGAGGCUGAAGUGAUUCUUUACAUUGAAGAGUGUGAAGUAUAAGAGGUGACCACCAGUCAAGAAGAAAAAAUUACAAAUACCUUGGCUUUGUUAGUUGGAUGGAAAGAGUUGGAUACUCUUUUCUGGAGCAACAUUCGUGGAACGGUGGAAGUGAAUAACAUUUUCUUAAUAGCCUAUUACAACUUCUUUGCUGCCUCAAUCUUAUCCUCACUCAACAAGUUUCCUCUAUGGUUAUGGUUUAUUUCCUUCAUGAUAUAGGGUGAACUCCAAACUGUGUCAUUUGGGAAAGCACAUCUUGCACAAGAGGGAAUGGUCAUGCAAAAAACUUUGGCACCAUGAUUGGAACAUCUCGAGGGGUCAGUUGCAUCUCCAAAGCUGUCUGCAGAAUUCAGGAGCAGAGCAUGUUGCAAAAUUUGUACUUUCGUGGAGUAGAUGGGACUUGGAAAGAACUUCUGUGAUAUUAAUAUGUGGAAACUAGAAGGUGUGCUCUCAAAGUUGUUAUAGAUGGACUUCCUAAAACCAUUGAUAAAGACAUAUUGGAAGUCUGGGAUGCUUUGAAUAAUUUGUGGCCACAGAAAAAGGUCCUUGCUGUUUACAUACCGUAAACUAGACUCAUUAAGCCUGUGUUUGAAGUUCUACACAUAGAGAAUGGUGUUGUGCAUUACAGAUGAUUACAGAAUGCUGAAGAUAAAUGUACUUUGUAACUACUCCCUCUCCCUCCAUUUCUGGUUGAGGCAAAGUGUGAUUUCUCUUCCCUCUUUCUCUUUUCACCUCUUUUUGGAGCCAUAGCUCUCUUGUUUGAUCACACAUUUAUUUACUAGGGUGAGUUGGGAACUGUGAUGUGUUUGGAUAAGACAUCCCAUGCAAGAGAGACUAGUAAAUGCUCCUUUUUAAAAAAAAAAAAAAAAAAAUUCUUACCUUUUGUUACCAUCCAUAAUUUCCUAAUUCUGGAAUGGCUUAAUAAAAGGUGGACGAGAAGAUUGGACCAAUUAAAGAAAAAAAAAUCCAAAUUUGUCAUCAGAAUGAGCAAAAAAUAUAGGUAUUGAAGCCAUAUAACUCUUGCCUUUGAUAAGGGUACCUCAAUUCUAAUUUUCCUUCAGGGUUGAGGAAUACUUAGCCCUCAUUCUGGCUAGACAUCAUGCAAAAUGUUGCGUUCCCUUGGGCCUCAGACAUUGGGCCAGUCUAUUUGGUGACACAGAAAAAGCAACCGAGGCUAGAGUGUUCUGUGGCAUGCUUGGGAACCAACCUCCGGGUAGAAGAAGAUAUUACAAACAUCCCAACUGGAAGAGUGUGGGCAUGGGAGGUGAACUUGAAACAAUGUUCCUCAUGGAAGAAAAUCUUGUGCAAGAGGGAAACGUCAUGCAAAAUUUGCACUUGCUUGGAGUAAAUGGAACUUGAAGAGGGACUCUAUGAUCUACGUGGUAAUGAUAUUCGGGUUGGCGUGAAUAUUGGUUUUCUUGUUGCAGAGGAAACUAGAAGGUGUGCAUUCAAAGAUAUUGUGGCUGGACCCCCAUAAAACAUUGAUAGUGGAACUCCGGUUACAAAGUCUUUUGGUUCUGACACUCACAUGGAUGAGGCCUAACAUGCUGUAUUGAUGCCCAUGUUUGAAGUUGUAAGCAUUGAGAAGGAUUUGCACGCUGCAGUGUCCGAGUGUCCACAAAUUUUACAGUUCGCCACUUAUUUGCAUGUACGUGAAAUUGAAGGCCAUAUAGUACAGGCUAUGGUAUUGUGUAUCUCAUUCAACAUAUAGUCUUGAACAUUUGGUGAAGCACAUUUUAAAUUGGUGGGAAUUAAUAAGCAACGAUGUACCUCAGAAAGCCAUUUCUUACAUUCUGGUACAAGUACAGUUGAUUGAUAAAUCUCUACACAGUCAAAUGACAGAGCUCCAAAGGGCAAAAUGGAAAAUCUCUAUGCUUGAUUUGUAGACACAACUGUGUUGGUUGAUGAAACUCCAUUAACAUAUCAUAGGCGCAUCAAUGUAGCAUGUCAUGGAGUUCAAGAAACAAUAUUGUGAAGCAGUGGCACACAGCACACCAAGAAAUUUAUGACCAGUGAACUCAGUUUUUCAAUUUCGAGCCUAGAAUUUGCAUCCAACAUUUACAUGUAAUUCCAGAUUUUUGAACCAUUUUUGUGCUGUGACUUGUGUAUAGCCAUGAAGCUUUCGGGAGUAUGCAUUUUUUUUUCCAUCAUCCUCCUUUGACAUGCAUGUGAUGCUACUCAUGGAAAUUUUUUUGUAAACUUGCUUUCAUCUGGAUUGUUGAUGUCCAA
Messenger RNA from Quercus lobata, 5593 nucleotides. RefSeq names its product putative disease resistance protein RGA3. Gene Ontology annotation, molecular function: ADP binding. The record is from RefSeq and is a predicted model, not a curated record. Lineage: Eukaryota; Viridiplantae; Streptophyta; Magnoliopsida; Fagales; Fagaceae. The coding region runs from base 363 to 2732 and encodes 789 amino acids. The transcript has 19 exons.